UCUCUCUCUUCUCGAAAUCCACCGCUCUUAGAAUCCAUGGCCGGAAGAGGAAAAUCAAUCGGCUCCGGCACCGCCAAGAAGGCCACGUCUCGGAGCAGCAAGGCCGGUCUCCAGUUCCCCGUCGGCCGUAUCGCUCGGUUUUUGAAAGCUGGCAAGUACGCCGAGCGUGUUGGUGCCGGCGCCCCUGUCUACCUCGCCGCCGUCCUUGAAUACCUCGCCGCAGAGGUUUUGGAAUUGGCCGGAAACGCCGCACGUGACAACAAGAAGACGAGGAUUGUGCCGAGGCACAUCCAGCUGGCCGUCAGGAACGACGAGGAGCUCAGCAAGCUGCUCGGCGCCGUCACCAUCGCCAACGGCGGCGUUAUGCCCAACAUCCACAACAUGCUCCUCCCCAAGAAAACCGGCACCGGCAAAUCUGGCCCCGCCGAAGACUAGAAACUGAGCUUCGAUUAGUUCCCUUUUGUAAAAAAGAGAUGGCACAAAUGCAAAAAAUGGAAAGUAGUGUGGUUUAGAGAGGUUAGAAACUGAGCAAUUUUUGGAUUGCUUUUUGGUUUGAUCAAUUUAAAGAGAUGAAAUUAUGGGUCGAA
Molecule: messenger RNA, 587 nt
Organism: Pyrus x bretschneideri (Chinese white pear)
Lineage: Eukaryota; Viridiplantae; Streptophyta; Magnoliopsida; Rosales; Rosaceae
Product: histone H2A.6-like
Exons: 2
Coding region: 37-435 (132 amino acids)
Cellular component (GO): nucleosome
Molecular function (GO): protein heterodimerization activity; DNA binding; structural constituent of chromatin
Source: RefSeq, a predicted model, not a curated record